UCCCCCGCACAAAUACCACCACCGCUCCGCCACCUCCCUCCCACCAGCACCAAGCAACUCGCAGGGCAGGCAGGGGAGAGGAGAAGCAAGCGCCGCCGAUCCCGUUCUUCCUUCCUCGCCGCGAUCGCCUCCGCCCUGCGCAAAUGGCGAAUGCAGCGUCAGGGAUGGCUGUGGACGACGAGUGCAAGCUCCGGUUCCUGGAGUUAAAGGCCAAGAGGACCCACCGCUUCAUCAUCUACAAGAUUGACGAGAAGAAGAAGAUGGUCGUGGUGGAGAAGGUCGGUGAGCCUGUGCUGAACUACGACGAUUUCGCUGCGACCCUCCCUGCGAAUGAGUGCAGAUACGCCAUCUUCGACUACGACUUUGUGACCGAGGAGAACUGCCAGAAGAGCAAGAUUUUCUUCAUCGCGUGGUCUCCUGAUACGGCGCGCGUGAGGAGCAAGAUGAUCUACGCGAGCUCCAAGGAGAGGUUCAAGAGGGAGCUGGACGGCAUCCAGGUGGAGCUUCAGGCGACCGAUUCCGCUGAGGUUGGUCUUGACGUGAUCCAAGGCCGUGCAAACUGAGCAUGGGCAAUGAUCAACUGCAUCUUCCUGAGUAUGAACAACAGACGGGGACUUAGUGCUCCCCUGAGGCAAAGGCUGCUUGUCAUGUGCUACUUACGGGACUAUGUAAACUACAUCCAUUGCAGCGAUAAAUCUAUCUGUUCGGCGUGCUUGUUCGUCAAUUUUCUUGGUACGCUGUUAUGCUUGCCAUGAUCA
Messenger RNA from Panicum hallii, 758 nucleotides. Its product is annotated as actin-depolymerizing factor 7. Gene Ontology annotation, biological process: actin filament depolymerization. The coding region runs from base 144 to 563 and encodes 139 amino acids. Gene Ontology annotation, molecular function: actin filament binding. Gene Ontology annotation, cellular component: actin cytoskeleton; cytoplasm. The transcript is spliced from 3 exons. The record is from RefSeq and is a predicted model, not a curated record. Lineage: Eukaryota; Viridiplantae; Streptophyta; Magnoliopsida; Poales; Poaceae.